This is a messenger RNA of Nerophis ophidion (straightnose pipefish), 4824 nucleotides long. RefSeq names its product protein kinase C alpha type-like. Lineage: Eukaryota; Metazoa; Chordata; Actinopteri; Syngnathiformes; Syngnathidae. Gene Ontology annotation, molecular function: zinc ion binding; diacylglycerol-dependent serine/threonine kinase activity; ATP binding. Gene Ontology annotation, biological process: protein phosphorylation. The record is from RefSeq and is a predicted model, not a curated record. Bases 1 to 1782 code for a protein of 593 amino acids. The transcript has 15 exons.
AUGGAAUACAAAAGGAGGAAGACCCAGAAGGACCAGGACAAGACAGGAGAGGAUCCCAGAAGCAAGCACAAGUUCAAGAUCCACUCUUAUGGCAGUCCCACCUUCUGUGACCACUGUGGAUCUCUGCUGUACGGCCUCAUCCACCAGGGCAUGAAAUGUGACACCUGCGACAUGAAUGUGCACAAGCAGUGUGUGGUCAACGUGCCGAGCCUCUGCGGGAUGGAUCACACGGAGCGCCGGGGUCGCAUCUUCCUGAAGAUUGAGGUCAGCGGCGACAGGCUACACGUCACAGUGGGAGAAGCUAGAAACCUGAUUCCUAUGGACCCCAAUGGGUUAUCAGACCCAUAUGUUAAACUUAAGCUCAUCCCAGACCCCAAAAACGAGACCAAACAGAAGACCAGGACCAUCCGUUCGUCCCUGAACCCGUGCUGGAACGAGUCCUUCACCUUUAAACUCAAAGUGUCCGACAAGGACCGGCGUCUGUCCAUCGAGAUUUGGGACUGGGACCGCACGACCAGGAACGACUUCAUGGGCUCCAUGUCGUUUGGAGUGUCCGAGCUGAUGAAGGCUCCCACGUGUGGAUGGUACAAAUUGCUGAACCAAGAAGAGGGCGAGUACUACAACGUACCCAUCCCAGAGGUGGACGACAUCGACCUGGAGCUCCGCCAGAAGUUUGAGAAAGCCAAACUCGGCCACGGGAAGAAAGUCAUCACGCCGUCGGACCACCGCCGCUUCAGCCUCCCUUCAGGGAACGGCGAGCGUAUCCGCCUGAGCGACUUCACCUUCCUGGCCCUGCUGGGGAAAGGCAGCUUCGGCAAGGUGAUGCUGGCGGAGAUGAAGUCGACGCAGGAGUUGUACGCCAUCAAGAUCCUGAAGAAAGACGUGGUGAUCCAGGACGACGACGUGGAGUGCACCAUGGUGGAGAAGAGGGUGCUGGCGCAGAGGGACAAGCCGCCCUUUCUCACCCAGCUGCACUCCUGCUUCCAGACCGUGGACCGCCUGUACUUUGUGAUGGAGUACAUCAACGGAGGCGACCUGAUGUAUCACAUCCAGCGUAUGGGGAAGUUCAAGGAGCCGCAAGCAGUCUUUUACGCCGCCGAGAUCGCAGCCGGUCUCUUUUUCCUGCACCGGAAGGGAAUUAUCUACAGGGACCUGAAGCUGGACAACGUGAUGCUGGACUCCGAGGGCCACAUCAAGAUCGCCGACUUUGGCAUGUGCAAGGAGAACAUGUAUGAAGGCAUGAGCACUCGCACCUUCUGUGGCACACCUGACUACAUCGCACCAGAGAUCAUAGCCUACCAGCCCUAUGGGAAAUCGGUGGACUGGUGGGCAUAUGGAGUUCUUCUCUAUGAGAUGCUGGCAGGACAGCCGCCGUUUGACGGCGAGGAUGAGGACGAGCUCUUCCAGUCCAUCAUGGAGCACAAUGUGUCAUACCCCAAAUCCAUGUCCAAAGAAGCGGUGUCCAUCUGCAAAGGGCUGAUGACCAAACACCCUUCCAAGCGUCUGGGCUGUGGACCCGAGGGCGAGAGGGACAUCAGGGAGCAGGCCUUCUUCCGCCGCAUCGACUGGGAAAGGCUGGCCAACAAGGAGAUCCAACCACCGUUCAAGCCCAAAGUGUGUGGCAAAGGGGCUGAAAACUUUGACAAGUUCUUCACGCGCACGCAGCCCGUCCUGACCCCGCCCGACCAGCUGGUGAUCGCCAACAUCGACCAGGGCGAGUUUGCGGGCUUCUCCUGCGUCAACCCUCAGUUCCUCCACCCGUCCCUGCACAGCGUGGUGUGAGGAGGACCUCGGACUCUCGACCUUUGCCCGUCUCAGAGAUCCUCCUGACAAGUUCUGACAUCUAGGUAUCACCUUGCGUAUACUGUGUGCAGAUGUGACUGAGGAGCGCACUCGGGGUGCUCGCUGCGUAGAUUUCCUACCUAAAAAAAAUAUAUAUAUAUAUAUAUAUAAUAUAUAUAUAUAUAUAGGGUGACACACAAAAAAACGUUCUUCAAUAAAAGUCUAAACUUGGCUCUGAAAACAAAAACUAGCACAGAGACAAAAAAAUGAAAACACUUACUGUGACAAGAAACGAGCAUGAAAAAGAGCAGCAUGGAUCAUCAGCAUGAUUAACAAGGCUGACUGCCUGGCAACUACAGGCUUAAAGGCCUACUGAAAUGAGAUGUUCUUAUUCAAACGGGGAUAGCAGGUCCAUUCUAUGUCUCAUACUUCAUCAUAUUUUUGCUGAAAGGAUUUAGUAGAGAACAUCUACGAUAAAGUUGGCAACUUUUGGUCGCUAAUAAAAAAGCCUUGCCUGUACCGGAAGUAGCAGACGAUGUGCACGUGACGUCACGGGUUGUGGAGCCCCUCACAUCUGAACAUUGUUUACAAUCAUGGCCACCAGCAGUGAGAGCGAUUCGGACCGAGAAAGCGACGAUUUCCCCAUUAAUUUGAGCGAGGAUGAAAGAUUCGUGGAUGAGGAAAGUGAGAGUGAAGGACUAGAAGAAAAAAAAGACGGAGGCAAUGGGAGUGAUUCAGAUGUUAUUAGACACAUUUACUAGGAUAAUUCUGGAAAUUCCCUUAUCUGCUUAUUGUGUUACUAGUGUUUUAGUGAGAUUAUAUAGUCGUACCUGUACAACCUGAAGGUCGGAAAGGUGUGCCCACGGGUGUGGUGACCACCAGAGUCUCUGAGGGAAGCCACGUUUCUCGACAAGGCAAGGCAGCCAGGCUGAGAUUUUUUUUUUCCUCUCCUCCACGGUUUAAGCAUCCAACGGUUGGGGGCGGCCGGUGGGAGGAGGCAAGAGAGUCCGCAGCUGCAGGAGGAACGAUGCAAGCUCUCCGCUCAUGUCUACGGUAAGAGCCGACUUAUUACCACCAUUUUCUCACCGAAACCUGCCGGUUGACAUGUGGUCGGGAACCAUGUUCGCUUGACCGCUCCGUUCCAUUGUAAAGAUUCACCGUUAUCUUUCGGGAAUGUAAACAAGGAAACAUCGGCUGUGUUUGUGUUGCUAAAGGCGGCCGCAAUACACCGCUUCCCACCGACAGCUUUCUUCUUUGACGUAUCCAUUAUUCAUUGAACAAAUUGCAAAAGAUUCAGCAAAACAGAUGUCCAGGAUACUGUGGAAUUAUGCGAUUAAAGCAGACGACUUAUAGCUGGAAUCGGUACUGGAACAAAAUGUCCGCUACAAUCCGUGACGUUACACGCACGCGUCAUCAUACCGCGACGUUUUCAGCAGGAUAAUUCGCACAAAAUUUAGAAUUGCAAUUUAGUAAACUAAAGCGGCCGUAUUGUCAUGUGUUGCAAUGUUAAUAUUUCAUCAUUGAUAUAUAAACUAUCAGACUGCGUGGUGGCUAGUAGUGGCUUUCAGUAGGCCUUUAAAUAGUGCUGUGGUGAUUAACAACAGGUGCACAAGUCCAAAUGAACCAGGUGCGUGACAUGAGGACAGGUGAAAACUAAUGGGUUGUCAUGGAAACAAAGCAGGGAGUGAAAAAGAGUGCUAAAACCAUACAAACUAAACAUGAUCACCAAGAAAAAUAAAAAUAAUUGAUUCGUUAUUACAAAAGUUAUUCAAGUUUAGGUGAUGAACGCUUUUUUGUGUCACCCUUGUAUUUACCGUAAGCCUUUUUUUCCCUUGUGCUUUUUUAUUUUUUGGGUUGUUUUCUGUGUUCCCCAGCAACAUAGAAGGUCCUAUUCCCCCCCCCCCCCCUGUAGAUUUGCCAACAAACAGAGAUGUAGUACUCAUGCUGUCACACUAGUGCCAAAGUCCAUGACUUUCAUGUGCAAUCCAUGCUCAUCGGACUCCUGUUGUCCGACUGGAGACAUGGUUCCAACACAACAGUGGACAGUGUUAGGAAGAAGCCCGUUUCCAUACCUGCAUGCUUAUCUUCUCACGCUGUAUGACUGGGCCAUCCUAAAAGGCGUUCCGCAAAAGUUUCAAGUGUUUUUAAAUGAGCUCAAAAGAGGUUUUAUACGAAGAACUGAAUGUGUUUUUCUGUAAUUGGACGACCCCCACCCACCCACCACCACAAUGAGAUCUGGCAGCUCCACUACUUAGUCCUUUUAAGGGCCUACUGAAAUGAGAUGUUCUUAUUUAAAGGGGGAUAGCAGGUCCAUUCUAUGUGUCAUACUUCAUCAUUUCACCAUAUUGCCAUAUUUUUGCUGAAAGGAUUUAGUAGAGAACAUCCACGAUAAAGUUGGCAACUUUUGCUCGUUAAUAAAAAAGCCUUGCCUGUACCGGAAGUAGCAGACGAUGUGCGCGUGACGUCACGGGUUGUGGAGCUCCUCACAUCUGAACAUUGUUUACAAUCAUGGCCACCAGCAGCCAGAGCGAUUCGGAAUGAGAAAGUGACGAUUUCCCCAUUAGUUUGAGCGAGGAUGAAAGAUUCGUGGAUGAGGAAAGUUAGCGUGAAGGACUAGAAAAGAAAAAAAAGAUGAGGGCGGUUGGAGCGAUUCAGAUGUUAUUAGACACAUUUACUAGGAUCAUUAAGGAAAAUCCGUCAUCUGUUUAUUGUGUUAUAAGGGUUUUAGUGAGAUUAUUUGAUACCUGAAAGUCGGAGGGGUGUGGCCAUGGGUGUGGUGACCGCCAGUGUCUCUGAGGGAAUCCACGUUUCUCGACAAAGUGAAGCUGGCCACCAGCAGCAAGAGCUAUUCGGACCGAGAAAGCGACAAUUUCCCAAUUAAUUGGAGCGAGGGUGAAAUAUUUGUGGAUGAGGAAAGUUAGAGUGAAGCACAAAAAAAAAAAAAAUGGUGACGGCGCUGUUACGCCAAAUUUCUUCUCCCUACAAACCCCCCCCCAUUUACUUCCAGGGUCAUGAUUAAUACAAACGUUUUGUUAACGCUAU